This is a messenger RNA of Danaus chrysippus (African queen), 1434 nucleotides long. The record is from the annotation of a GenBank genome assembly. NCBI's taxonomy places the organism in Eukaryota, Metazoa, Arthropoda, Insecta, Lepidoptera, Nymphalidae.
AUGCUCGGUUUCAUCAUCAGCGAUGUUUCAUGUUCAGGUGCCGUCGGAGGCAUGCUGGGCGCGCGGCUCAAGUCAUGGAUGGAAGCGCAACUGGGGAGGGCGAAGAAACGUAAACAGAAACCAACGAGGAACGUCCCGCCAGCUACACCGCAGCCCCCACCACACUUGUCUUCCCCGGAAAGCGCGUAUAGCACCGGCUACUCAACAGAUGGCACCUCUCCUGGCCUGGCACCCGGCCCGCUUUCCGCUCCGCUCGUGGCUCCCCCGCCGCCGCCUACGCCACCGACCACACACCUAUACCACGAACCGGCUAGGCGUCGUUCAAGCACAACAAUCCGUCGAGCUGUUCCAGAGCCCGUUGUAUGUGCAACUCCGUCACCUCGACCUCGUUGUAGGAUCAGAACGAAUCCAUGGCUCGGAGCGACCUCUCCCAACGCGAGACGGAAGCAUCCGUUGCAGCAACAACAGUCGCUUCAAAUACCUCAGCCGCAUCCACACUUACACCACGCUCCUUAUUCGUUGGACUCUCAUCAGAAAUAUUCAUCUAGGUAUGAUUUUUGGUCCGUCCUGAACAAGAAUAUAUCGCCUCACCUCUCUCCGCACCUAUCUCCACACUUAUCUCCGCAUCUAUCACCUCAUUUAUCUCCUCGUAAAUCUCCCUAUAUGUCGCCACAUUUAUCCCCCGAGCCAUAUUCAAUGUAUAGGGGUGGGGUGUCCAGUGACGAAGAAUGCCUCGGUAUCAAGAUAAGAAACAGGGAAACAGCUAUUCUAUCUGACUUGGACGUCGACUCGGAUGGAGACACAGGCUUGGAUGGUGGAGAUGAGGACGAACCGGACAGCAGGUCGUCUCCGGGAAGAAGACGGGCAAGAAGACGUAGACCGCAACGACGUCCACCAAAAUCUGCAGGCGCAACUCCUCCCCGAAUGCGUCGUCGAUGCCACGCGCCUUCAGCACCACCUGUAAGGGAACGGGAUCCACUACUUGAAGCUGAUCGGGAGGCUGAGAGGAAAUACAGAGAACUUAUCAGAGAGGCCGAGAAACUGCUUGUGACAGUCUCUAGAGCUCCGAUAGAACCACCUCACAACCCUCGUGUUAGAGAACUAAGAGCCACUGAGGUGGAAGCGCCACGAAGGAGUCCAGAGCGCACUCACGUUACCAACUUCAUUCGCGCCAACUCCCCCGAGCCUCCCCGGCGUCUGUCUCCCGUGGCCCGGCGCUCCCCCCUUGCCGCCCCCCCGCAGACCUGCCCCCCCGGGCAAAUCCCUCCCCGCACCACACAACCUCCUUCUACUGACAGACCACACUCUGAACCGCCGAAGAGAAAGGCGUAUGCUCGAGACGAGGUGUUACAAACGUUGGAGGGUCUUCGUAAGAGCUUGCAGCAGCAGUCAGCGCUGCUCGCCGUUCAGCGCACGCGGCUUGACUCGUUGUAA